This is a messenger RNA of Ustilago hordei, 924 nucleotides long. RefSeq lists its product as uncharacterized. Gene Ontology annotation, biological process: translation. The transcript is spliced from 6 exons. Gene Ontology annotation, cellular component: ribosome. The coding region runs from base 1 to 924 and encodes 307 amino acids. NCBI's taxonomy places the organism in Eukaryota, Fungi, Basidiomycota, Ustilaginomycetes, Ustilaginales, Ustilaginaceae. Gene Ontology annotation, molecular function: structural constituent of ribosome. The record is from RefSeq and is a predicted model, not a curated record.
AUGGUAAGCAUCGCCAUCCCCCAACAGAUCAGUAUACAUGGCGCACGUACGACAACAUAUCGACAACAGCUAGAAGAGCACCAGCACCAGCAACAGCACACCAGCACCAGCGACAGCAAUGACAAUACGACAGCCAAUGCAACAUCUUUCCUCCAAUUUUCACGGAUGACCAAGACAGACCUUGAAGAACACCGCAUCUACGAGCAUAUUCGAUGGAUGCGCUCAUCAGCAGGUCAUGGACAGGAUGCGAAGGCUCUUGCUAUGAUCAGGAAGUGGUAUGCUAGUUCUCUCCUAACAUUCACGGCGCACGCAACAUCACCAGACGCAUCAUCUCGUAACGUGUUAUCGCCAGCAAAUACUUGUCUUCCAAAGUCACAUCCACACGCUGUAUUGAUGACCGCCCGUAUACGAACAUCAAGUCCGCCCCGCUGUCCUAGCUGUUUAUCGACAACCGUGCUGCAAUAUCUGCUCAUGUUCAUCCUCGAACACGGUCGAGUUCGCACCAAGACUACCAAGCGCGCUUCGCGUGUCCUCAUCGAGAAGUACUACCCUCGUCUCUCGAAUGUCGACUUCCACCAGAACAAGCGUGUCAUCGAUGAAGUCGCCAUCAUCCCUUCCAAGCGUCUUCGCAACAAGAUCGCUGGUUUCACCACCCACCUCAUGAAGCGUAUCCAGCGUGGUCCCGUUCGCGGUAUCUCGUUCAAACUCCAGGAGGAGGAGCGUGAGCGCAAGGAUCAGUACGUUCCCGAGGUCUCUGCUCUCGACACCUCGGCUCAGGGUAGCCUCGAGGUUGACCCCGACACCAAGGACAUGCUCCGCUCGUUCGGUUUCGACAGCCUUCCCGUCACCGUCGCUGCUCCCGUUACCGCUUACCCGGCUCCUGAGCGACGUGGCCGUCACGUUCCUGGUGCUGGCCGACGAUAA